Messenger RNA from Cannabis sativa, 2217 nucleotides. RefSeq lists its product as uncharacterized. Bases 190 to 1503 code for a protein of 437 amino acids. Lineage: Eukaryota; Viridiplantae; Streptophyta; Magnoliopsida; Rosales; Cannabaceae. The transcript has 9 exons. The record is from RefSeq and is a predicted model, not a curated record.
CAUAACUGUUUUGGGUUGGUUGAUGUUUUCUCCAUUACUAGGAAUGUAUUUUGUAAUAAGUUUUCUGUUUUAACGAAUGAACGCCUUUCUUUUCAAAAAAAAAAAAAAAGUGGUCAGCCCACCGGAAUUGAAGCAGACGGCGCCGUAGGAUAAGUGAACACUCUGGGGAGUUUUUGCUACUUCGCAAAAAUGGCGGUCUGUAAUCUCGGGUGUCCAUUCCUGUCGUCCUUCGCCCGAAAAUCCACACCGUUCAGUAGGAAGCGGAGCAGUUGUAGAAGUACCAUUUUAUGUCUCGGUCUCAAUCACUCGGCCAAGUUUAGGAGGGAUUACACGAGCGUAAUGAUAGUCCCGACGGGAGUCGGAGCAUCCAUUGGUGGAUACGCCGGCGAUGCUAUACCCGUAGCUCGCACUCUCUCAUCGGUUGUGGAUUGCCUAAUUUCUCAUCCAAACGUUCUAAACGCAGCAAUGCUCUACUGGCCUAUGCCUAACACAUUGUAUGUUGAAGGUUACGCUCUUGAUCGCUUUGCAGAAGGCUUAUGGGCACUUCAGCCUGUUCACCAGAAUAGGGUGGGGCUGGUUCUUGAUGCUGGAAUAGAGGAAGAUCUUAGGCUUCGCCAUUUACAAGUGGCUGAUGCUGCAAGGGCUUCUCUUGGCUUGAAUGUUGUGGAAUAUGUUGUGACUGAUACACCUUUAGAGGUAGAAAUGUGGGUUGAUCCAAAGGGUGGGCAAUCUACGGGGAGGAUUAGGCACCCUGAUUCACUAUUGAGAGCUGUCCAAAAUCUAGUUAAUCGAUCAAGAGUGAAUGCCAUAGCAGUUGUUGGACGCUUCCCGGAUGAAGAUAUUGAAGAAACAGAUGACUAUCGACAAGGAUUGGGAGUUGAUAUUUUAGCAGGAGUCGAGGCAGUUAUUAGUCAUUUAGUGGUGAGGGAAUUCUGUAUCCCUUGCGCGCAUGCUCCUGCUUUAUCACCUCCUUCCCUUUGUCCAUCUCUUUGCCCAAAAUCAGCUGCUGAGGAGUUGGGAUACACAUUCUUACCAUGUGUACUUGCUGGGCUUAUUAAUGCACCACAAUACUUAGAAAUGAACUCUGCGUCAUUAGAGAAGGGCUGUAUUUUGGCAAGUGAUGUUGAUAGUGUCAUCCUUCCAAUAGAUGCUUGUGGAGGAGAUGGUGCUCUAGCUUUUGCUAGAAACAAAAGAACAAAGCCACUUAUAAUUGCUGUGGAGGAGAAUGUAACAGUUCUUGAUGAUACACCGGAUAAUCUUGGGAUUGAAGCGCCGAAGCAAUGGGCUGCUUGGAUUCCUGGGCAGAAUAUUGGUAUAACACUACUUUUCAUUCUUCCCUUCAGACCACUCCAUUCAACGCUGUGUAACAUCAAGAUCCCCCACCCUUGCUGUGUUUUGAGGUUAGUUCUAGACCGCUGUCCAAUGUUGACCAGCAACUCCAAGAGUGCGAUUCGAUCUUGGCCACCCUCAAGUACCACCUUUUGCGGGCACAGCAAAGGGUGAAGUAUGCGGUUGAUCUUAAACGAAAGAUGUUCUGUUUGAGUUUGGGGACAUGGUGUAUGUCAAACUUAAGCCUUAUCGUCAUUGAUCUCUUGCCCAGCACAAGAAUGAGUUCUCUCCCUGGUAUUUUGGUCCUUAUUCCGUGGAAUCUCACGUUGGAGCUGUUGCUUACAAGCUGUCAUUGCCUGUAAGUGUUCCCAUGCAUCCCGUCUUCCAUGCUUCUUUGUUGAAGUGCGCUGUGGGCACUACCACUCCGACCCAACCUUCUCCCAUUAUCCUUCAGGUAGAUUUAGAGUUGAAAGUUUAACCUGAACCAGUGGAAGAUCUCCCUUACAAUGCAAGGGCCUGCUGGAAGUCCUCAUCAACUGGCAACACCUUCCAUCAUUUGAGAAUUCUUGAGAGAACUUCGAGCUUCUUAAUGCCUUUGAUAAAAUGUACCUAUGUGAGGAGAAACAAGUUUUGUGUGGCACGGUGUGCUGUUUGGGUUAGAAUAAAUAUUGGGAAAAUAGGAGUUGUUGGAUUAUUGGGAAAUUGGUAUGAUUUAGGGGGAAACCAGGUUCUCUAAGACCUCGAGGGUGUUCUUUAUCAAUUGUAAUGUCUCUCUAUUGAAAUAACACAAUCACUCUUGCUGGAGAUUACUUGAACUCCAGUAGAGAAUUUUCUUAUCUUUUAUUAAGAAUCCUAUUACUGUCCACCCAUUAUAAUUUUUCUAAUUGA